Messenger RNA from Carya illinoinensis, 1937 nucleotides. RefSeq names its product probable WRKY transcription factor 32. The transcript has 5 exons. Gene Ontology annotation, molecular function: DNA-binding transcription factor activity; sequence-specific DNA binding. Bases 93 to 1652 code for a protein of 519 amino acids. NCBI's taxonomy places the organism in Eukaryota, Viridiplantae, Streptophyta, Magnoliopsida, Fagales, Juglandaceae. Gene Ontology annotation, biological process: regulation of DNA-templated transcription. The record is from RefSeq and is a predicted model, not a curated record.
UUUCGGUCAAGGUUUCGGACACUAUAAAUAAGCUCAGCAACUGUUCGGAAACUUUACUCUCUCUCUACCUCUCUCGUGCGAAAGAAUCGGCCAUGGCUGAGAACGGGAGCUCAGAAGCUCUCCACGUAGAGAAUCCGAAGCCACACGAAGAAGAAGAAGAAGAAGAUGAAGAAGAAGAAGAAGUAGAAGAAGAAGAAGAUGAGUCUGAUGAUUCGGAGGAUGUUGAGGAAGAAAGAGAAGAUGAAACCCAACUCGGUGAGUCGCAACGCAGCAACUUAAGGGGCCCCGUACGGCAUGGUGAAGCUGAGUUGCAAGAGUCUCGUUUGGAAACCCUAGCAGCUCCUUCUUCGCUUCAAUUGUCCCAGGACGAUCAGGGUGCGGGCUUGCAGGAGAAUUCGACUUCGCGGGCGGCUGGAGGAGCGAAAUCCGAGGAUCAAAUUCGGUUACCCCAGCAGGAAGUUGUGGCAACUUUAACAGCCCAGCCUGCCAAUGCUGUGACACAACAUAAGUCUCAGGUAUCUUUAUGUCCAACUUCAUCGGAACUAUCACCGACUUCUGUUACACAAUCGAUAUUGUCUCUUCCAAGCCCAACUCUACGAGAACAAAGACUUUCACAAGCAAAGGGAACUAAUGAAUGCAUGCCAAAAACGGAUCAACAAAGUUCUUCUGACCUUAAAUCUUUAUCUCUUGUUCCUGUUACGAAGACACCAUCUUCUGAUGGUUAUAACUGGCGCAAAUAUGGUCAGAAGCAAGUGAAAAGUCCCAAGGGUUCUCGAAGCUAUUACAGGUGCACUUUUUCUGAGUGUUGCGCUAAGAAAAUCGAAUGCUCCGAUCACUCAGGUCAUAUAAUUGAUAUUAUUUAUAAAAGCCAACAUGGCCAUGAUCCACCACGGAAAUUUAGUUGCACGAAGGAAAAUAAGCUUGCAUUAUCUGCCAAGCCUGUUAUGGGAAAUAGUUUUGCAGAGCGUCCCAUCCAAAUGCCUAAUGAAUCAGAGCCACCCAAAGUUUCAGAAGAAACUAUACAAGAAACACCCCCAAAUCCUGAGAGAAAACGACAGAACUCAAGUGACUCCAAUGGGAAUUGUGAAUUUAAGGUCAAGGAGGAGCACGCUAAUGAACCAGAACCAAAAAGAAGAGUGAAGAAAAGUGACUUGGCACAUUCAGGCUCUGUAAUAAAACCUGGCAAGAAACCGAAAUUUGUUGUGCAUGCAGCUGGAGAUGUGGGGAUUUCAGGUGAUGGAUACAGGUGGCGCAAGUAUGGACAGAAAAUGGUGAAGGGAAAUCCUCACCCCAGAAACUAUUAUAGAUGCACUUCUGCUGGAUGUCCUGUCCGUAAGCACAUUGAGACAGCCGUCGAUAAUGCAAGUGCAGUGAUCAUAACAUACAAGGGGGUACAUGACCAUGACAUGCCUGUACCAAAGAAGCGACAUGGCCCACCAAGUGCUCCUCUUGUAGCUGCUGCUGCUCCUGCUUCAAUGAGUAAUUUGCAAUUGAAGAAAACCGACAAGCUUCAUAACCAAUCAUCUUCAACCCAAUGGUCGGUGGACACAGAAGGAGAACUGACUGGGGAAGCCAUGGAACUUGGAGGUGAGAAAGCAAUGGAAUCAGCUCGCACUCUUCUCAGCAUUGGAUUUGAAAUCAAGCCCUGUUGAAGGCUACUUUGCUGGAAAGCCCAUGCGAAUAAUUAAAAAGAAAAAAAAAGCUUGACCGGCCUUUCAUUUAGAAGAUCAUGCAGCUGUAUCUAUGUAAGUUAUUAAAUUGGCAGGUUUGGUUUGCUCUUCUUUCCUUAUUCUAAUGUUUUUCCCCCCACUUUUGCCUUAGUUUUUCAGCAACAGUUGUGUAUAUCUAAUAUGGUACGCCCUCUUGUUUGGAGUAGGGUUAAUAGUAGUGUAACAGUAUAGAAUUGGCCUUUAAAAAAAUGGGAUUUUGUAGGUUGA